AUGUCCGACGACGACGACUACUACGAAUGGGAGGAGGAGUACCUCUUUGAGGAUCUCGUACCUGACCUUGUGGACGAACUCGCCGCAUCCUCAUACUACGAAGCAGCCCUUUACGAGGACCCGAAGGCCGACGUGGACGAGUAUCUUAGUGACUGGGAAUACUAUUCGGAUGACUACCAUGACGAUGAUCCGACCGUGAAGCAAUCAAAACGGGCCUUUACCGCGCCGGAUUCACACCGAGCAAAACCUACCACGCGAACGAACCGAGUCUCCCUGCCGCGGUCUUCUCUAGGCCCCGAUGUUGCUUCAUUUCAAGGGGUAAUUUGGCGGACACCAAGUAUGGGGGACAACCUAGAUGUUGCUGUGCAAAUCUAUGAGCCAGGAACCGGCGACGAGGUGGCGCUCCUGAAGAACUGGCGUGAGAUCUUCAAAUCUGCUCAGCCCGCGCUGGACAAAUCCCGGCUACGCAAGAGGCGGGCAAUGGAUACUUCUCCGAUGGAACCAGAGUUCGCGGACGACGAAUUUCCCUGCGACGACGACGAGGAGGAGGACAGCUACGAUGGGAUGUCCGAUAUCCUGUCGACCGACAACACGCCCGGGAAGGACGAUACAGGAGAUGCAUCGAACACUACACCGGAACCAGGACAGUCGCUGCGGGAAGCUCAGAACCAGGUGGAUUCGGCGCCCGAGAAGAGAGGCCGCAAGCGAAAGGCCGACGUUCCUCCGGAGGAGCCGAACAAGGACAAUCCUGGCGCCGACACAACGCGGGCUCGGGCGAAACGCGUGGCUUCGACAAAGGGGGCUGAGAAGGCGGCAAGAUCGGGUACUUCUUCUGGCCCAGUACGGAGAUCCGCGAGGCAGAAGAAGUGA
Penicillium daleae is the source of this 870-nucleotide messenger RNA. RefSeq lists its product as uncharacterized. The record is from RefSeq and is a predicted model, not a curated record. The transcript is spliced from 2 exons. NCBI's taxonomy places the organism in Eukaryota, Fungi, Ascomycota, Eurotiomycetes, Eurotiales, Aspergillaceae. The coding region runs from base 1 to 870 and encodes 289 amino acids.